Molecule: messenger RNA, 663 nt
Organism: Pyricularia pennisetigena
Lineage: Eukaryota; Fungi; Ascomycota; Sordariomycetes; Magnaporthales; Pyriculariaceae
Exons: 3
Coding region: 1-663 (220 amino acids)
Source: RefSeq, a predicted model, not a curated record
AUGCCCAUGUCUGGCGCAUCGUACUCGUGGCACCUGUCAGUAUCGCUCGGUAUCGGCGACAACACGCCGCUGCUGGUGAGGCCCGAGCUGGACCCCGAGGACGGCGAGCCCAACGUGUGCCAAAUGCCCGCCAACAACGUCGAGGAGGGCUUUGACUUUCCGGACGCGUUUGUGUCGCGCCAGUUCGUACAGACGAGAGAGAAGCUCUUAAAGCCCAUCAUUGAGCACGACGGCGCCUACCAAAAUCUGGAGCGCACCGUGGCGGCCCUGGCCAAGGAGGAGGAAGAGAGCGGAGCCAGCGCCUUCUUCGAUGUGGUCGACAUGGUGGGCCUGGGAGGGCCCUCGCACUUUGACUACCAGGUGACGACGGCCAAGGUGCUGCACCUGACGUGGCGGCGGUACUGCGUCUGGGCGACGUGCGAGGCGUGCGGGUGCGAGGCGCUUGGGGACAUGCUGUCCGCCGUCGCCGUGCAAGCUGCCAUGCCCGGCCUCGAGGGAAGAGUCGCCGCGAAGCGUGACCCUCAAGGCCCAACCCAAGUGAUCAAGAAAGUGAAGCCGUGCGCCGGUGGACAGGGCACUUGUGCGGGGAACGGAGAUUGCAGAGCCACAAUCCUGGGCGAUUAUGUCCUCUUUAAGGCUCAGGAUCCUGAGUGCAAGAGAUAA